Penicillium crustosum is the source of this 354-nucleotide messenger RNA. RefSeq lists its product as uncharacterized. The transcript has a single exon. NCBI's taxonomy places the organism in Eukaryota, Fungi, Ascomycota, Eurotiomycetes, Eurotiales, Aspergillaceae. Bases 1 to 354 code for a protein of 117 amino acids. The record is from RefSeq and is a predicted model, not a curated record.
AUGAGGAGGGCAUUGAAUCCUGCACUCGCCAAGGCUGUCGAAGGGAAUACCUGGCAAAAAUUCACGAAUCCAACGGCAGGACGAGGAAAGACUGCUUUCCCGAAAGGGCCAGCAGAUCAAGAACGCCUCGGAGUUAGAUGGGACUACGAUGGAGAGGUAACCGAUGCGGAUAUAGUUUACCACAAGUUUCAGAUGCAGGCGAACGGUGGGAAAGUCCCCUCUGCAAUCAAAAGUUGGAGAGAAAAUCAUGGCGGAACGCACGCCGUCAUGGCUACUGCCUUGGUUAAGAAGGACGGUACGAAGGAAGACGUUGAGAAGGGGUUGAACGAUGCUGCAGGAUCAGUUCAGACUUGA